AGUUGUGGUUUUCAAGGUUGUCGAAUCCUUCGGUGAUUUCAAAGUAGCGAGUACUGAGUUAGAUUCUCAAUUAUCCAUUUCAUUGUAUACAGUCGUCAAACCGUUAUUGGCAUAAUAAUCAACAAUUUCACGUCAGUGUAAUUAUAUCUUGGAUGACAAAAAAAUAUAACAAACCAUGCUUUUGUUUGACAGUACAAUCAUAUAAAAAUGCACCUACACACGUUUUCCACCAUCAUUAUUUAAUUUACCCAGAUUUCUGUUCCUCAUUUGAUAAUUCAUAAUUAUUCAACGUCACUUUUUGUAUUGUGCUGAGCGCUCAUUACUAAAGUUAAGGUAAAAUACGCGCGUAUUUCUAAGUUAGUGGAUUUCUUCACAUAAGAGUUUGUCAUCGCGGAGCUUCAUAGUACCAUGUUGUAUUGCCCUACGAUAACAUUUUUCGCCCAAGAAUUUUUGGCACUGUUCAUGGAAAUUUACGGUGUGUUCUAGACGUUUAUUGUUAAACAAACUGAGGAAACGUUUACAGCAUAACCACAAUGUUUAUAUAAUACAAAAUGGCUUAAAUAUGACCACACACUUCAGUUUGGAUAUCAAUAAAUAAUUAAGCACAAACAUAUUCACUAAACAUUUCUACGUGGCGGAAAUAUGUCGGUGUCGUAUUAAAAGCAAUUAAGAAUUUUUCGAUAAUUGGAAUAUCAGUCUUCCAUUAACAACGAUGGUUGCAUCCAAGUCCCGUGAAAGUCAGAAGUCUUCAACUAUUGAAUAACAAAGUAGCCCUUUUAAAUGAUAUUUUAUUGUUCUAAGAUCGAAAAAUAGCUCUGGUCAGAGCUAUUUAUGAUAACCCUGGGGUUAUCAUAAAUGUUUAUGGUUUAAUACUUAUCUUGCACGUUCUACGUACGUAGAACAAACUUUCCUUAAGGACUAAGGGCGGAUCGUGUAUCUGCAGACCCAUCUUUAAUAGGCUUUGAACAUCGAUAUAAUUGAUUUUAAGUUCAUGUAGACGGGUUUUUAAUGCAGCCAUAAUAUCAAUAAUAUAUAAAUUUCUGCUAAUAUAAAUUUGGAACCCUGUAGUUCCUGUGAAUUUCAUUUGCAUCAUCGACUUCAAAUACAUGCAUUACAAUAAGCAGUUAUCUCUAAAGAUUAAACUUUCUCAUAUUUUAUUUUUAACUAAAGUGGUUGGUACAUAUAUUGUGUGUACCCAUCUACCACCUACCUCAAAGCGCGAUGUUUUCUGGUAUGGGAAAAGGCUGAAAGAAUUCUGGUAAUGCUCAAAUCAAGGUACACGAUCAAUCUUUGAAGCCAUUGACUGUUAUACUGAGAAAUCUAGAAAUGUGAAGACUACCUAGUUCAUUUCCGUUCUACUAUUCUAACAAAUUGUUAAAGACUUUGAGUGACUUAGCUCAGAAUCGUCUACAGUAGGAAGGAUGUAUUCACUCUUUGUUCUUCGGCAGAUUCUAAGUUUCUGAAUACACACACUUUGUAGAAUUUUUACUACAUUAGUCCACAUUUUCUCUGAAAAUCGUAUCUUUGAUCUCCAACCAAUUUAAUACUGUUACUGUUUUCAACAAGGUUGACAACUUUCUGAUAACUAAAUAGGAAGCUACAUUUUUUGUUAGCUUAACGAUUUAAGGUACUUACACUGUGAUAUAUAUAAGUUUUCUUCGAAUUCAUGAAAAACAAUAACUCAGCAAUAUAGCACUGAAUUAGUCUGUUUUUGAUAUUAUUAUUAGACAAGUUGAGAUUCGCGCAUUGGUUCUUCUAUCUCUUUGUGGUAAAGUAAGUAGCAUUAGUUUCAACCACAAUUGAUCUACUUCAAGUUCAAAAUGUAUGUCGGGAUGUAAUUUGGUAAUUAAUUAAAUAAAGAUUUAUCCUCCACAUGCAUGUUUUUAUUUGUCUUUAACCGUAAAAGUAAAGAGAGAAGAUAUAUGACUAUCUGUACGUGGUUAUCUUACAUGAUCUACUUCAAUAUAAAACGUCAUCUAGAAAAUCCAUGCUUGAAUUUGAUUACAAGUAAAAUCAGUUGUCACAGUGAUGAGAGUUGACGCUUUCCUUCUGGGCUCAAAUACUUAGGCUUGAUGAUUAUUUAAGUCACCUGAUGACAUCUCUAAACAGGGCAGGCGUGUUUAAUAUUGAUCACAAUAUUAACUUAUUUCUUAAUGUUUCAUUUAUUUUUAAUAAGUAAACAUCAUUAUCAAAGCACAUUUACCCAUCUUUAUUUUAUUCAUAGUGCGGCUAUAACAAUAAUGGAUAAAACUCGAGUGGGAACGUCCCUUUCAAAAUAUAAGCAAUCCAACGAGGAUUUAACAUCAACGGCUCUUACUUGCAGAAUACAAGAUAAUUUGAACGUACUUAAAUGCAAAUUGAAUCUUGAUUUAGUUAACAAUGAUAGAUUAUAUCAUGACGAAAAAGUUGAUUUUGGUUCUAACGAUUCGAAACCUUUUGUACUCAAGUUUAUUGAGCAGAAAAAUAAAUUAUGCAGAAAUCAAUCAAACCAUGAAAACAUCAAUGCUAGUUAUAGCAAUACAAUAUCCCAAGGUAAAAUAUCCUCUAGAAAGAAACGAAAAUUCUUACCAAAAUUAAAUCAUACUGAACAUUUACUAGCAAUCAUUCCUAAAACUGGAACAGUCAACAAAAUCCCAAUUGAUUAUCAAGUUAAACAACAGAAUCACAAUAAAACAACUAUCGAUUCUUCCAAUGAAUGUAAUUUUGAUAAUCACACAAGAAUACAUCUUCAAUUCAAUAAUAAUGAUAUACAUGAUCAAUUGAAAAUUAUAUCAUACUGUAAAAAUAAACAAAUGAAAUUUGAAGCAAGUUAUCCAAAUACAAAUGUAGGUAUAACAAAGAACUUAACCAAUUUAAUUCAAUUAAAUCCAAAAGAAGAGAUUUUUGUUUGUGAUUAUCAAGAUGGAGAUUUUACAACGACUGGAAUUCAAGGACAGAAUAAAUUUGAUUAUAACUUGAUUAAAAAGAAAACAAUAGAAAAGAAUACUAUGAAAAGAAAACAUCUAAAGUCUAUUACAGAAAAGGUACCAGUUUUAUGUUCUAAUACAACAAAGAAAUGUUGUUCAUAUGGUAUACGUGAACCACUUGAACCUUGGUUUCCGUUAGAUUCAUUAUUAAAAGAAAGUAGUCGGAUAACCCGGAAAACAACUUCACAUUUACGCUUGAAUCGGUCUAAAAGUUGUGAUGUUAACAAUUUCAAAUUACCAUGGCAACCUGAACCCAGCAACUUAUAUCAUAGUUCACCGAAUUUAAUGAAUCAAACAAUUGGUGAUUUAAUUAUAAAUCAAAAUUUUUCAAGUAUAUUAAAUGAAUUAACGCAACAAAGAAAGUUAAUAUUAGAUAUGGAAGAUCAGACUACUGAUAAUCUGGAAGACAAGAUAUCACCAGGAGAUUGUACUUCCAACGAAAAGAAUAAAAUCUUUACAAUGAUCUAUUCAAAUAAUGAUUGUUUUGUACAUACUACUAAUAAUCAUAUGAAUGAGAUAGAAACAAAAUCAAUGAAUAUAUCUAAUUACCAUGACAACAAAAUUCCUCAAAAUUUAAAUAAUUCAAUUAUAUCAACUACACAAUUGAUUUAUUUAAAUUUAUCUGAUAUAGAAUUAUAUAAACAAAAUCAAUUAAAAAUCAAUAAUAAUAAUAAUAAUUUACAAAUUGAUUGGAUUAAAAAAAUACAAAAAUUACCUGAUAAUAUUGAACCAAUUUUAGAAUAUUUUGGAUCAACUAAACAAGAUCAAUUUAUGAAUAUUAAGUUAGUUACCAAUGAGAUAGAAAAUCUUACAUAUGAAAUUAACAAUAAUUCAUCCACUACCAGAUUAGCCUUUGAUUUAUGUCGACGUGGUGCAUUAUAUAGAAAAAUUGGAAAAUUACAAAAUGCAAAAGCUGAUCUACUUAAAUCUAUUCAAAUAGAAUCAAAAUUAUCAUCUGCUUAUUGGCAUAUACAUUUUAUAUUCUUACUUGAAGGUAAAAUAAAAGAGGGAUUAUAUCAUUUGGAACAAUGUAUAAAAUGUAUUAAUAUAAUGGAACCAAUACAGAAUUUUACUACUACUUCUAAGUUUAAUAGUACGACGACGACGACGGCAGCGGCGGUGACGAUAGUGAUGACUACUACGAACGCGACGGCGGCGGUGGCGACGACUACGACUACUACUACUACUACUACUACUGACAACAGAAAUAAUAAUAGUAAUAUGAAAAGUUUCAAUGCAAAUCUCUAUCAGUUUUAUCAUGAUAUUCUUAAUUCAAAAGCAUUUAUUUAUUCAUUAUUAAAUGAUUCUAAAAUGGAAAUUGAAAUAUGGACAAAAUUAAUUCAUUAUAAUUCAACAUAUGAAUUAGCUUAUGAGAAAAGAGCUAAUCUUUAUCUCAAGCUAAAAAUGUAUCAUCAAGCAAAUACUGAUUUUAUGAAAAUCCUCUGUAUAAAUCCCAAGUCAGUCUAUGCUCAAUUUCAAUGUGGUUUAUAUAAAUUUCACUCGAAGGAUUGGAGAACAGCAAUCUCUUAUUUUAAAAUGGUUCUUGUUAAUAAUCCAUCAUAUUUUGAAGCAAGAUAUUAUUUGGCUAGAAGUCUAUUAAAAUUAUCUAAUUAUAAUACAGCUUUAGCUGAAUUAACAACUUGUCUUUACUUUCAACCAAUGUAUUAUAAAGCUUUAUAUAUACGUGGUUGUCUACUGACUAAAACAUGUCCAUUACAAUCAUUACGUGAUUUAACAUUGUGUAUAUACAUUGGUAAUCAAAAAUAUCAAACUAUGGCUUUUAUUCAACGUGGAUUAAUGUUUAAUCAAUUAAAAAGGUAUAAAAUGGCAGUACAUGAUUUUCAAUCAGCUUUGAAUAAUGGAUCUCCUCAUACAACUGAUAUUUACCGUUUGUUAGGAUUAACCUAUAUGCAAUUGAAUCUAACAACUAGAGCUAUUCAAGCGUAUACAGAAGGAAUACAUAAAGAAACAAUACCCAAUAUAAAAUUGUUAUUAUGUAGAGCAGAAGCGUAUUAUCAAUCAAAUCAAUUUAACAAGGCAAUAUUUGAUAUACAACGUGUUAUACAUUUAAAUCCUCAUUUAGCAACUACUUAUUUAUUACUUGCAAAUUAUUUACAUAAAUUAACAAAUGCUCAAUUGAUUCCACGUUCUAUUCAACAAUAUUUAAGUUUAGCAGAAGAAUAUGGAAAUCAUAAACAAGCUAAACAAAUGGCAUUAGCAUAUUACUAUUUGAAGAAAUAUAAAGAAGCUGAAACCAUUCUGUUGGAAGAUACAAAGCAUCAAUUGAUAUUAAAUAACAUAUUAUUACUUGGUCUCAUAAUGGAUAAACAACAAAAAACAAUGAAUUCUAUUGAAUUAUUAAUAAGUAGUUUAAAGAAAUUAAAUUAUAAAAAAUCUAAGAAAGCUGAAAUUUAUAAUCAUCUUGGUCAAUAUUAUAUGAAAAUAGGAGAUUAUAUAUCAGCUAUUCAAGCUUUUACAAGUUUCAUUUAUUAUGAUUGUCAUAGACCACAUGUUUACUUAUAUCGUGCUCAAUCUACAUGUCAAUUGAUAGCUAUACACCUUCAAGAAAGAACUAUCUUACCUACUGAUUUCAAUGAUAAUGUAUUAGAUGAUAUAAGUCAUGCAUUAGCUUUAAUUCAUUCUGAAAAGUCUUCAGUUGAUCAUAUCUAUUUCAAUGAACCUAUUAAAUGUGUUGAUGUAAUUGAUCAAUGCUUAUUAACACGAAUUAUAUAUUUUGGCAUAAAUCAACGUUAUACAAAAGCUAUACUUAAUUGUAAUGAAAUUAUUCAUAGAAGAUCAGAAUGGACAAGAAUAUGGAUUUAUCGUGGUGUCUAUAAAUAUUUAUUAAAAACUUUGGAUUUUUCUGAAGCUGACUUAAAUAUAGCUAUAGAAAAAGAUCAAAAAUCUUCUUUAGCUUAUUAUAAUCGUGGUUUAUGUCGUCAAACACAAAAUAAAUGGAAUGAAGCUAUUGAAGAUUAUGAUCAAGCUAUUAAAUUUGGUUCUUUAAAUGGAUCUGUUCAAUUGAAUAGUUUAAUUAAUAGAUCAGUUAUAUAUAUAGAAAAGUAUCAAAACUAUCAUAAAGCUAUCAAUGAUUUAUAUCAAGCUAAAACUAUUAUGGAUAAAUUAAUGAAUUCUACAAUUCAAAAUGAGACUUUGUCAGAUUUGUUUAUUAAAUUAAUGUAUACAAUUGGUAUUUGUCAUCAAAGACUUGAAAUGUAUCCUGAAGCAGAACAGAUAUUCCAUAAUUUAACAAUUCAACAACCAAAUUUUCUACAAGGACAUAUUGCAUAUGCUAAUUGUUUAAUGGAUUAUGAAGGUUAUAAAAUAAAAAUGAAUAAAAUGAAUUCAAUGAAUUUAUGGAAUCAAGCAUUAAAUGAAUAUGAAUUUGCUUUAAAAUUAGAUAAAUACAAUUUAGAAGCAAGUAUUGGUUUAUCAAUGUGUUUACAGGUUCUAGGACGUUUAAAUGAUGCAUUAAAACAAAUCACACAUACUUUAAAUAUUUAUUAUAAUCAUCAAGAAUCUAACUAUAAUGAAUUAACAAAUGAGAAACACAAUAAAUUAUUAGCUGAUGUUUAUGAUUGUAGAGGUAUUAUAUAUUUACAACUUGGUAGAUUUCAACAUGCUAUUGAUGAUCUGACAAAUUCAAUUCGUUUAAAUCGUUAUUCAACAAAAUAUCUUAUUAAUCGUGGUGUUGCUUAUUUUUGUAAUCAACAAAUUAUGCCUGCUAUGAUUGAUUUCAAAAAUGCCAAUCAACUUGAUUCUACCAAUGGUUUAGCAUAUUAUCAUCAAGCAUUAAUUUAUUUACAUCAUGGACAAUUUGAACAAGCUGAAAAUAUAAUCAAUAUAGUAAUAAACAAUAAACAAUCUCCUUUAUUCACCACUGUUAACCAAUUACAAUCAAUAUGUUUAGAUCCAAGUAUAUGGUUACUAAGAUCAAUCAUUAAAUUGAUCAAACACAAAUCUAAUGAUCAUUAUGAUUCUAUAUUGAAAGAAGCCUUAAAUGAUAUUUGUUAUGCUGAACAAUUAAUAUUACCGAAAUUAAUAAAUAAAUUAACAUGUUGGCCACAUUUACAUUAUACUAAAGGACAAAUAUUAUAUAAAUUAAAAGAUUAUAUAAAAGCUGAUAAAGAAUUUACAAAAGCUCUUAGUUUAUUACCAUCGAAUAAGUAUAUCUAUCAAAUACGUUGUAAAUGUCGUGAAAAAAUGUAUCGUACCGGUUUGUGUAACUCAUAUGAAAAUGCAUUAAUUGAUUAUCGAUUAUCACUUUUAGCUAAUGAUGUAACUAUUCAAUAA
This is a messenger RNA of Schistosoma spindalis, 7259 nucleotides long. Lineage: Eukaryota; Metazoa; Platyhelminthes; Trematoda; Strigeidida; Schistosomatidae. The record is from the annotation of a GenBank genome assembly.